Lolium rigidum is the source of this 1148-nucleotide messenger RNA. RefSeq lists its product as uncharacterized. The transcript has 4 exons. Bases 1 to 858 code for a protein of 285 amino acids. NCBI's taxonomy places the organism in Eukaryota, Viridiplantae, Streptophyta, Magnoliopsida, Poales, Poaceae. The record is from RefSeq and is a predicted model, not a curated record.
AUGGAGUCCUUUCUCUGCACACCAUCGCACGCCACGGUGACCGGAGUGCAUGCCGCCCUGCGCCGCCCCGUCCUGGUCCGUGCCAGCACGUCGGCGUUGACGCAGGCGGCACGCUGGAGGGCUCUCGCCGUGCGCGCCCAGGCGAGCGCGCCGGAGCCGGAGCGCCUGGCACCGGCGAAGGGAGGAGUAGGACAAGCGAUGCUGCCCAGGACCGCAUUGAGGGUUGGCGCCGGCGUGGCGCUCGCGCUGGCCCUGGGCGGCGUCUCAUGGUCAGCGCGCAGCGGUGGCGCCGGUGCCGGCGCCGUCUUAGUGCAGCCGGCCGCGGUAUGUAUGAUGAACGCCGUCACGGACGGAGCAGAGCGUGCUGGCGGCACCCCGGCGGCGGCGGCUGUCAUGAGGACGAGCGUGGACGCGCUCUCCGACUCGCUGUUUCGGCGUGAGGAUGCGCCCAGGGAUCACGCCACUCUCAUGGACCUCGUCUUCGAGCAAGUCACCAAGGAGCACAUCGGCGACAGGGGAAAGCUGACGAGCCUGCUGCAGAAGGAGUGGUCGGCGUCCCGCGACUCGGAAAGAAAGCUCAACCUCGGCUUGCUGCUCACUGAUGUACUCAUCAACCAGAGAGAAUGGCAGAGGGCCAAAGAAGUUUGCCAGCAACUCACUGGCCGCUACCAACGUGAUUCGAGGCCAUACCUGCAUUUGGCUGUCAUCAACAUGAUGAUGGCAGUGGAGACCAUGCUCUCUCCGGAGACGGCCACUGCCGACGACAUCGAGAAGAUGUCCAAGAACGCCAUGGACGCCUGGAAGGAUUUCAAGAACAAGUACGAACUUGCCAAGGGAUCAACAGAGUCCAGCACCUGACGGGACCUGAUACAGUACUGAUAAUUCUUGGGAAGAAUCUUUAUGUCUUGCCUAAAGACAGAACCUUGUGUUGAGUGCUGACCACUCUUGUGAUGGAUUAUUGUGCCUUGACAGCCUAGUUGCGUGUGAACUUUGCUUCAGUGCUUCUGACUUGAAUGUACUCGUGAAGACAUAUCUCAUUAUCUCUUACCAAGAAAAAAAAUCUGUGUGUGUAACUGUGCUUACCGAAUUUCCGCUCGAUUGUAUAUUUACGAAGAGUGCAAUAUUCAGACCCAAAGUGAAGUAUGAAA